Cordyceps militaris CM01 is the source of this 687-nucleotide messenger RNA. Its product is annotated as phosphatidylinositol N-acetylglucosaminyltransferase. Bases 1 to 687 code for a protein of 228 amino acids. Gene Ontology annotation, cellular component: glycosylphosphatidylinositol-N-acetylglucosaminyltransferase (GPI-GnT) complex. Gene Ontology annotation, biological process: GPI anchor biosynthetic process. NCBI's taxonomy places the organism in Eukaryota, Fungi, Ascomycota, Sordariomycetes, Hypocreales, Cordycipitaceae. The record is from RefSeq and is a predicted model, not a curated record. The transcript has a single exon.
AUGCUCACCACACCACCGCGCCUCCAAAUCCGGCGCCCCUCGCCCACCACGACUGAGUUCACCGUCACCACGCAGCCCCCGUCCACGCUCGCCCUGCGCCUCCUCCGAAUCCUGCUGCUGCUCCUGCGCGUCGGCCUCGCCCUCGCCACCAUUCUCCUCGUCGAGGCGCGCUGGUCCGGCUCGCCGCUCGCCAGCCCCCCGCCCGCGCACCCGCUGACCCUCCCGCCCGACCUGCUCACCGCCGACACGCUGUUCUGGGCGCGCGACGUGCUGCACCGCCACGCCGCCGGCCAGGGCCUCGCGCGCGUCGCUGCCGCCGUGCCACUUCCGCUGCUGCUCCCCGCCGCCGCACUCGCGCUGCGGCUGCUUUCGCGGCGCGUCCACGCGGCCGAGAGCCUUCUCGUGAUGCGCGGGCUCGGCGUGCAGACGCGGGAGAGUGCCCCGGGGUACUUUGCGCGUGCCGCCACGCGCUUCAUCCCGACGGAGAAGAUCCGGGAUAUUCUCGUCAACGAGGCGUUUCGCGGCUUCGAGGUCCGCUAUUACCUCGUGGUGGUUGUCGACGGCGAGGAGGACUUGGUGGUGGUGUUUCCCGGGCUGCUGCCGCCGAGGCGCAUCGUCGAGGCCGUCUGGCGCGGCGCGAGGGAGUGUCUGUAUGAGAAGAGGGAUGAAAAGACGCCGAUUUUGUAA